Tetranychus urticae (two-spotted spider mite) is the source of this 996-nucleotide messenger RNA. RefSeq names its product glutathione S-transferase kappa 1. Gene Ontology annotation, biological process: glutathione metabolic process. Lineage: Eukaryota; Metazoa; Arthropoda; Arachnida; Trombidiformes; Tetranychidae. Gene Ontology annotation, molecular function: glutathione peroxidase activity; glutathione transferase activity. Gene Ontology annotation, cellular component: mitochondrion; peroxisome. The record is from RefSeq and is a predicted model, not a curated record.
GUGAUCCGAUCUCUUAUCGAUAUUUACAAGUACAUGUAUGUUUAGGUGCAAAGCUCUUAUUUUAUCAAAGUGUAAUCGAAUUAAUGAGAAGGUUUAUGAAUUUGAUACUGAUUUGUUAUAAUUCUCAAUUUAAUUCAUCAGUUUAUUGUGGUUGAUCAACUUGUUUAAUAAAUAAUUACUCAAUUUCUAAGAUGGCCUUAGCAAAAUUUCCUGUUACUUUUUUCUUCGAUGUACUCUCACCUUAUUCUUACAUAGGUUUUGAGAUUUUGACAAGGUACAAUAAAGUUUGGACGAAAAUGGACUUAAAAUUGAAACCUUGUUCUAUCUUCCAUGUUUUCAAGGAAUCUGGUAACAAAGCUCCAAUGACCAUUCCAGCUAAAGGGGCUCACUUGACACACGAUCUUAACAGAGUUUCAAAAAUGGCUGAGAUUCCAUUUGGUGUUCCUAGUAAUUUCUUGUCGCUAGCUUUUGAACAAGGUUCAUCCAAGACACUCAAAUUUAUAGCCGCUGGAGACUUUGUCACCCAAUCUAAAGCUACUGAAAAUUUAACGAGACAAAUAUUCAAGCGUGUGUUUGCUAACAAUCCAGGACUUGAGAUUUCAUCUCCACAAGCUUGGCUUGAAGCAGGAAAUGCUGCAGGCAUUGAUGAUUCAACCUUGAGUGAAAUCAUCAUUCAAGCCGAAAAACCACAGUUUAAAGCAAAGGUGGUUGAAAACACUAAAGAAGCAGUUGGUUUUGGUGCAUUCGGUCUUCCAAUAACUGUUAUCCACGCCCCAGAAGGUCCAAUCAUGCUAUUUGGCUCUGAUAGAAUUGAACUUCUCGCUCAUCUUAUUGGUGAAACUUAUCUUGGACCAAAUCCAAUAAAAAAGUCAAAUCUAUAAUUUUAUUACAUGUGUAAAAACGUUAUAUUGGUUAUUGUUAUUUGUAAUUCGGAUUGAUAUUUGUAUACAUUUUUAAAAGUGCUUUACAUCAAAAUUAAAAUUUUAUUAGACCUUA